Molecule: messenger RNA, 552 nt
Organism: Anisakis simplex (herring worm)
Lineage: Eukaryota; Metazoa; Nematoda; Chromadorea; Rhabditida; Anisakidae
Source: the annotation of a GenBank genome assembly
UUGAGAGGUAAAGAUAACGUGAAGGAUCGUGAUGUUGCAAUAAAAGUAGAACCAAUUGCUGACAGAAAUGAUAAACAAAAUGAUCCAAGACGACUCGUACUCGAGCAGAACGUUCUUAUAGCUAUUCGCAAAAAGCCUUACCUUCCACUGAUUUUUGCAAGCGGUAAAACGAUCAAGGGAUAUCCCUUCAUUGUCAUGCAAAUGCUCGGAAAGAAUUUGACAGAUCUAAGAAAGAGACGAGAUGAAAAGCGAUUCACUGCAUCAACCGCAUUUCGUGUUGCAGAACAGAUUGAGAUAACACUCUCGAAGCUACCAUGGGCAAAGAGUUCACCACGUGAAAUGUUACGCAUGAAAGAAAAUAUGAGUAUCGAGGAAAUAUGCAACGAAAUGCCAGAGCCAUUCAUUGAAUGUUACAAAUACAUAAACGAGUUAAAGUCAAAUCAAUUUCCUGAGCAUAUCAAAAUGCAUAAUUAUUUGAAUCAGUGCAGACCAUCAAAUACAAAAACGGAUGAUCCUUACGACUGGGAAAUUGAAAACUUUUAUGAUUAUUGA